Molecule: messenger RNA, 1281 nt
Organism: Harpegnathos saltator (Jerdon's jumping ant)
Lineage: Eukaryota; Metazoa; Arthropoda; Insecta; Hymenoptera; Formicidae
Gene: BCAS2
Product: BCAS2 pre-mRNA processing factor
Exons: 3
Coding region: 91-843 (250 amino acids)
Biological process (GO): mRNA processing
Cellular component (GO): precatalytic spliceosome; Prp19 complex; catalytic step 2 spliceosome
Source: RefSeq, a predicted model, not a curated record
GUGGCCACUCUCUAGUUUGACUUAUUCUAAGUACAAACAUUUAAUUUAUUUACAGACUGCUGAAGUGUCGAAAGUUGAUUUUAUUUUUCGAUGGCUGGCGAAGUGGUCGUCGAUGCUUUGCCAUAUAUCGAUCAAGGAUAUGAUGAACCUGGUGUGCGAGAAGCGGCCUUGGCUAUGGUCGAAGAAGAGACUCGUCGUUACAGGCCAACCAAAAAUUAUCUGGAGCAUCUAAACCCUAUGAGUAUAACAUUCGAAACGGCGGUAUUAAAGCACGAAUUCGAAAGGAUGCACAGCCGCCUGCCAAUGGAGGUACUUAGUAUGAAACGUUAUGAGCUUCCACCGCCACCGUCUGGCAAAAUGAAUGAUUUGGCUGCAUGGAACGAAAGUGUAGAGAAUAGUAGCGCUCAGUUGGAACAUCAAGCUACCAGAAUCUGUAAUCUUGAGUUAAUGAUGGAAUAUGGAUGUGAAGCUUGGAAGUCAUACCUGAAUGUACUAGUGCAGCUACUCGGUCAGGCUCAGAAGCAGCUACAAAUGCUACGCAAGAAGAUUCAAGAGGUGAACUGGCAGAGGAAGUCGAUGCAGACUCAAGGCGGCGACAAACUGAGGGCCCUUGAGGCUCAGUGGGUCGGUUUGGUGUCAAAAAAUUACGAAAUCGAACAAGCGUGUGUGCAUUUGGAAGAGGAGAUACAAAAAGUGAUGAUGAACAAAGAAGCCGUCGAGAUCAGCGACGUACCGGCGGAAGAAGGUCCAGACAUGCCUGGGAAAAGCGCCACGGAAACGAUGGCGUUACAAAUGCAGCAACAGGAAGAGCAGGAACAGCGGGAUCUUCUAUUGGACUUUUGAGAUGGCACCGAUGGGACGAAAUAAUACGACAAAGACAACGGCGAAGAAUGAACGUACGCGAUGUACUUCGAAUAUUUAUAGAGGCAUUACGAAGUCCGUACAGGACUUCUGUAAUAAAGCACAAUUUAUUUUAUCGUGAUUUAUACAUGUAUCACACUCGAUUUACGCUGACAAUAUACAUAUGUACAACGGCGGUAUAUCACUGUUUUAAUCGACACAGCGCGAUGCACUACUGAUUAACAAUUAUUUAUAAUUUCACGAUGGUGCUGAGACAAACGAAAGAUUUGCUUUAACAUAGUUACGUUCCACGUGUAUCGACACAUUUUCACACGUAUUGCGCGUCGACUCAGCUGGUUUUAUUUUAUCUCAUUAGGACGUGUGUUAGCGGCAAUAUUUAAUACCACGAUAUAAUUACAAAGCGAAUAGCUAAGCGUUUAA